AAGGAUACCAAUGAAUUUAUGAUAAACAAUCAUAUUCUCAUAAGAUUGAUUGAUCAAAUAUAAUAAAGGACCAGACUUUAAAGGUAUUAAAUAUAAUAAUGGGAUAUUUGUACCAGAGACAAGACCCGCUCUUAAUGCUAGAUUGAAAGAAUCAUCCAUUGGUAAUUUGUACCAAAACACAAAUCCGUUGAUUAAAUAAUAGGUGGAUAUUAUGAUACAUGUUUUAUAAUCGUUGAAUAGGUAUGAAAAUAUGGGUAGUGAUGGUUUAGUUAAUAGAAAUGAUUGUAACUUUAAUGAUUGGAUUGACCAAAAUGAUUUUGAUGAAGAUGAAGGGGAGUUGAGUGUUCUUCUUUUGGCAAGGUAUGUUAGCAAUUUGGUUAUUUGGAUGAUGAGGGUUAAAGAUAUUAAUAAAAUGAUUGCUCCAUAUUGAU
Molecule: messenger RNA, 431 nt
Organism: Hansenula anomala
Lineage: Eukaryota; Fungi; Ascomycota; Saccharomycetes; Phaffomycetales; Wickerhamomycetaceae
Exons: 1
Coding region: 251-430 (59 amino acids)
Source: RefSeq, a predicted model, not a curated record